Puma concolor (puma) is the source of this 336-nucleotide messenger RNA. RefSeq names its product oncomodulin 2 (gene OCM2). Gene Ontology annotation, cellular component: cytoplasm. Gene Ontology annotation, molecular function: calcium ion binding. The record is from RefSeq and is a predicted model, not a curated record. Lineage: Eukaryota; Metazoa; Chordata; Mammalia; Carnivora; Felidae.
AUGAACAUCACAGACGUCCUUAGUGCUGACGACAUUGCCGCAGCCCUGCAGGAGUGCCAAGACCCAGAUACUUUUGAACCCCAAAAAUUCUUCCAGACAUCGGGCCUCUCCAAGAUGUCGGCCAGUCAGGUGAAGGAUGUUUUUCGGUUCAUAGACAAUGACCAGAGUGGGUAUCUGGAUGAAGAAGAGCUUAAGUUUUUCCUCCAGAAGUUUGAGAGCAGCGCUAGAGAGCUGACAGAGUCAGAAACCAAGUCCUUGAUGGCGGCUGCGGAUAAUGACGGUGACGGGAAAAUCGGGGCUGACGUCACUACUUUCCUGGCUGACCCUGGGAGCUGA